ACCAUUUUAGUGAUAGGAAGGACAGUUGAAGAGGCACACUCUGACUGUCUGUCAGAGUUAGUGGUUUUAUUGUUUGUAUCAAAUAUAAAUUAGUUUUGUGUGGCACAUCCACUGACACCUGGUAUUAUACAAGAUGGCAAUGGUUUCAAUGGCAUUCUCGCUCCCUUCCUUAACUCCUCCUAAAUUUCGCCGAGUCAACAGGUAUUCGAGAGGUAUGGCAUAUGCAAGUGUGAGUAAAGAAGCGUUAGGAGUGCGAGUGACAGAAGGGGAAGGCAACUUGCCUAAGGUUGUGCUCACUUCUGCUGGGGGUAGCGAGGCUGAUAUAUACUUAUAUGGAGGUUGUGUCACAUCCUGGAAAGUUGCAAAUGGCAAGGACCUCCUUUUUGUUCGGCCAGAUGCUGUAUUUAAUAAGAAAAAACCAAUCAGUGGUGGCCUUCCACAUUGUUUCCCUCAGUUUGGACCUGGCCCAAUACAGCAGCAUGGAUUUGCAAGGAAUUCGGAUUGGUCCAUUGUUGAUUCUGGAAACGUGGAAGGAAAUCCUGUUAUAACUCUAGAACUAAAGGAUGGUCCUUACAGUCGUUCCAUGUGGGAUUUUAGCUUUCAAGCUUUAUACAAGGUCAUUCUAAAUACAAAAAGCCUUUCCACCGAACUAUCAAUUACAAAUACAGACAAUAAGCCAUUUUCAUUUUCUACUGCCUUGCAUUCAUACUUCCAUGCUUCUGUAACAGGGGCAUCAGUGAAAGGUUUGAAAGGGUGCAAAACUCUGAAUAAAGAUCCAGAUCCAAAGAAUCCCCUGGAGGGCAAGGAAGAAAGGGAUGUGGUCACUUUUCCUGGAUUUGUAGAUUGCGUCUACCUGGAUGCACCUAAUGAAUUGCAACUUGAUAAUGGCUUGGGUGAUAUAAUAUCUAUCAGGAACACAAAUUGGAAGGAUGCUGUUUUGUGGAACCCAUAUCUGCAGAUGGAAGCUUGCUACAAAGAUUUUGUUUGUGUUGAAAAUGCACAGAUUGAAAAUGUCCAGCUAGAGCCUGAACAAUCUUGGACAGCCACACAGCAUCUUAGCGUUGGUUGAAGUGUACCUGAGCACUGUUGUUAAAUUUUGUAGAACUAAUCCAAAAAAUAAUGUCUUCGAGUUUUGAUUUGAGUUUUGCAAAUCUUUCCAGCUUUAAAAGAAAACAAUUUGGCUUGUCCAAGGAUCUUAAUAAUUUCAUAUCAAAUUAUGUAUCUAUAUUGGAAUUUCCAUUCGAUACACUACAAAUUCCAUGAGCAUGAUGCAGUUGACAAUC
This is a messenger RNA of Quercus robur (English oak), 1283 nucleotides long. Its product is annotated as putative glucose-6-phosphate 1-epimerase. The coding region runs from base 134 to 1069 and encodes 311 amino acids. The record is from RefSeq and is a predicted model, not a curated record. The transcript has 10 exons. Gene Ontology annotation, molecular function: isomerase activity; carbohydrate binding. Lineage: Eukaryota; Viridiplantae; Streptophyta; Magnoliopsida; Fagales; Fagaceae. Gene Ontology annotation, biological process: carbohydrate metabolic process.